Scleropages formosus (Asian bonytongue) is the source of this 1342-nucleotide messenger RNA. RefSeq names its product cofilin-2. NCBI's taxonomy places the organism in Eukaryota, Metazoa, Chordata, Actinopteri, Osteoglossiformes, Osteoglossidae. Gene Ontology annotation, molecular function: actin binding. The transcript has 4 exons. Bases 245 to 745 code for a protein of 166 amino acids. The record is from RefSeq and is a predicted model, not a curated record. Gene Ontology annotation, biological process: actin filament depolymerization. Gene Ontology annotation, cellular component: actin cytoskeleton.
AGGGUUGUCCCAAACAGCGACCUCAACACAGCGGAUUUAUAAAGUGGCAGUGAAGGAUUGGAAGCGCGCCGCGCAAAACACGAGUCGUCAGCGGCUGCAGAAGCGCCUGUGGGAUUUUGGUGCUUGACCCCGCGCCCGUGAGGCGUGUCUCGUGCGAGCCGCCCGCCGCCGCGCUCCCGCACCCUAAUCCGCCCUAAUCCGCGCAGUGCAUCGCGGACUCCGGCCCCGGCCGCCUGGAAACAUCAUGGCCUCUGGCGUCACAGUCAGCGAUGAAGUCAUCAAGGUUUUCAACGACAUGAAGGUGCGCAAGUCCUCGUCGUCGGAAGAUGUCAAAAAGCGCAAGAAGGCUGUGCUGUUCUGCCUCAGCGAUGACAAGAAGACCAUCAUCGUAGAGCAGGGCAAGCAGAUCCUGGUCGGCGACAUAGGGGAGACCGUGGACGACCCGUACGCCUCCUUCGUGAAGCUCCUGCCUCUCAACGACUGCCGCUACGGCCUGUACGACGCAACAUACGAGACGAAAGAGUCUAAGAAAGAAGACUUGGUAUUCGUGUUUUGGGCCCCUGAAAAUGCUCCUUUAAAAAGCAAGAUGAUCUAUGCCAGCUCCAAAGAUGCCAUCAAGAAGAAGUUUACAGGCAUCAAACAUGAAUGGCAGGUGAAUGGAUUGGAUGACAUUCAGGACCGAUCCACCCUUGCGGACAAGCUCGGCGGAAGUGUGGUUGUGUCCCUGGAGGGCAGACCUUUGUGACCUGAGAGAAGUGCCAUCAGGACUUCAGAACUCCCACCUUAUCAGCACUUUCUACACAUGCUUAUAUCCCAUUGGAAUAGUUUUUUUCUCCCUGCAUGAAGGACAUCUCAAAUUUAAUAAAAGCCUACCAGUGGUUGCCAGUCAAUGUGUCCCAGUCCUAGCAGAUGGCACAGCUGAAGUUCAGAGCGUUCUUCAAACCUAGGUGCCCUCCCGGAGCUAGAAGAACAACAGCCAAAAUGAAAGCACCACCCUCGAGAGGAACGACAGCCAGUCCAUGCGCACAAGUGGCAUUGCACGCAUUUGGUGCCACACGCUCACAGCUAUGGUUUUAUGUCAAUAGACUUGCUUAGCGCUGAACAAGUAUGCUAUCGGAAUGCCUCGAUAGUAAAGGCUACCAUUCAAUAUUUUGCCAAUAUCAAGUGUGAUCGAACUAGCCGGCCUUGGAUAGUUUUUGUCAGAGAAUACGUGUGGCAAUAUUACCUCUUUACUCUGGGUUUUUAACUAUGCAGAUCACAUUCUAAGCAAACAAAGCACUUUUUGUAUCUCUUGUUUAGAUCCUUCAGGUGUGUGAAAAAUAUAGAGAACUACAUGAAUUCC